AUGCCGAGGAAGAAGAUCGCCCUAGGAGUCGAUGUCAAUCCAGGCGACGCCCCUCCGAAGAAGGAAGGCGGGCGUAGGAACCUGCGAGGCAAAAGAGGUGGUCUCAAAGAUAUGCCCACUAUGCCUCUCGACAUUCUGCUGGAGAUCUUCUGCCACCUGGAGCCUCGCGACUUGCUCAACCUCGCGCGCACCACCAAGCCUUUCCGUGCAUUCCUCUUGAGUCGCAACUCUGCGACUAUGUGGAAGGCUGCUCGGGUAAAUGUCGAGGGUCUACCGGACUGCCCCCCGCGCCUGAGCGAACCCGCAUAUGCCAACCUCGCUUUCUUUCCCUAUUGUCAUAACUGUCUGAAACCCAACGUUCAGACCAUCCUUUGGGAGUUUGGCACGCGGUACUGCCCUCCUUGUGUGAAGACACUUACUAUAUCAGCCAAAGCUAUAUACUUCGAAUUCAAAUACAGUUGGGCAAUGUCGCUCAGGUUUGAAGGCGCUCUCAACAAGGUCUUUCUGAAUAGACAAGAGGUCUACCAUUGCCGGGAACUGGACAGAUUGAAGGUACUCUGGGAGAGCACCCGCGAAGACAACGCCAAAUGGACCGGAAUCGUGACGCAAGAGAAAACGCGCAUCGAGGAGAUUUACAAGCACUCUGUUCUAUGUCGCGCCUGGGACAGAAAGCGGGUCUCAAACAGGUCGGCGGAGCUGCAAGAUAUUCGGGAGCAGCGUCUCACUACUAUUGUGGCGAAGCUGCGUGAUCUCGGGUGGGGGGAGGAGCUUGAUUGCAUCGCAGACUUCGAGUACCGUCCGCUCAGCGAGCAUGCCCAAGUUCGACCAUCAAAAGUACUCACUGAACGAGCAUGGGCGAAGAUUCAGGACGAGGUCGUCCAGCACAUGCAAGAGAUCAAGGAGGCCCGCCUCCGCCGCGAGCGUCGUACGCUCAUCCGGAGACGCCUCAUGGCGCUGAAGUCCGCUGUCACUGCCGCGCGCACUGCGCCGCCGAAGCGCACCGCGAAGGACGAGUGCAAGCCCAAGUUCCAGGACCUCGCGAUGAUGCCGGAUUUCCGUCCGCUCGUCGAGGCGCCGAACGAAGAUGUCGUGGACCAGGCAACUUUCGAUGCACUCAUGCCUAGGCUGUGUGAGUUCGAGGAGCGGUGGCAGCGUGAGUGCAUGGCGGAGCUCCGGGCGAUAUUGGGUGUCGUCGAGGUGGGCGGUGGCGUGGACGCGCUGGACCUCGCCGCUACACUUUUCCAGUGCAAGGAGUGCAAGCGGUACAUGCUGCACCCGGAGAUACUCGCGCAUGAGUGCCUCUCGCCGUUCCUCGACAUGCCGGAGAUACAGGCCAAGCACGGCGAUUAUUUCGAAGCCGUCAUUGAGCUAAGCCGCUAUAGAAUGCCAUGGAGCGCGGCGAGGAUCAUCGCGGCACCCUGCUUGGACCACGUCCGCACCAUCAUAGAGAGGUGUGGCCGGGACCCGAAGGUCACUACCCAGAAGGACAUGGACGACGCCGACCUCAGAGUCUUGUAUGCUUCCGAAACGUCUCUGGCAGGGGCCAAGGUCAUGUCGUGGCGACGAGCGAUCAAGUACGUACAACCCACAUCUGGUCGAUACUUCAGCUUCAACCCCGUCGAGUGGAGGAUGGCCACGGACAAGGAGAAAGCAGCAGUGAAGGAUCGUGAGGACAAGCGCAGGACCCAAUUGAAAGUGCAUCGUUCUGGACACAUCGAGUGGCGCUGCGGCUACUGCGAUAUUGCCCGGGUGAGCGUGUGGUCGCUGAUCUCGCAGCAGGACUCGGUGACAGCGCACGUAAAACAGCAGCAUGGGAUCGAGAAUCCGACGUUGGAUGAUGGCGAUAUUUAUUGGCACCCCGACAGCGACAUGGAGCUGCAACCCAUCCCCGUCGAGAGGCAACUGUUCGAUGAAAUCGGUUUCAUUGACUGGAACAUUUGA
Molecule: messenger RNA, 1941 nt
Organism: Rhodofomes roseus
Lineage: Eukaryota; Fungi; Basidiomycota; Agaricomycetes; Polyporales; Fomitopsidaceae
Exons: 10
Coding region: 1-1941 (646 amino acids)
Molecular function (GO): protein binding
Source: RefSeq, a predicted model, not a curated record